Molecule: messenger RNA, 601 nt
Organism: Symphalangus syndactylus (siamang)
Lineage: Eukaryota; Metazoa; Chordata; Mammalia; Primates; Hylobatidae
Product: zinc finger protein 486-like
Biological process (GO): regulation of DNA-templated transcription
Source: RefSeq, a predicted model, not a curated record
UCGGCCUCCCAAAGUGCUGGGAUUAUAGGCGUGAGCCACCGCGAGGAGUGGCAUCGCCUGGACACUGCACAGUAGAAUUUAUAUAGGGAUGUGAUGUUAGAGAACUACAGAAACCUGUUCUUCCUUGGUAUUGUUGUCUCUAAGCCAGACCUGAUCACCGGUCUGGAGCAAGGGAAAAAACCUUUGACUAUGAAGAGACGUAAGAUGAUUGCCAAACCCCCAGUUGUAUGUUCUCAUUUUGCCCAAGAUCUUUGGCCAGAGCAGAGCAUAAAAGAUUCUUUCCAAAAAGUGAUACUGAGAAGACAUGAAAAAUGUGGACAUGAUAAUUUACAGUUUAAAAAAGGCUGUAAAAGUGUGGAUGAGUAUAAGGUGCACAAAAUCGGUUAUAAUGGACUUAACCAAUGUUUGACAACUAUCCAGAGAAAAAUAUUUCAAUGUGAUAAAUAUGUGAAAGUCUUUCACAAAUUUUCGAAGUCAAACAGACAUAAGACAUACUGGAAAAAAAACUUUUAAAUGUAAAUGUGGCAAAGCUUUUAACCAGUCCUCAACCCUUACUACACAUAAGAAAAUUCAUACCAGAGAGAAACACUACAGAUGUUAA